Prionailurus viverrinus (fishing cat) is the source of this 3177-nucleotide messenger RNA. It is a transcript of the gene CAPN1, whose product is annotated as calpain 1. Gene Ontology annotation, cellular component: cytoplasm. The transcript is spliced from 22 exons. The record is from RefSeq and is a predicted model, not a curated record. Lineage: Eukaryota; Metazoa; Chordata; Mammalia; Carnivora; Felidae. Bases 259 to 2409 code for a protein of 716 amino acids. Gene Ontology annotation, biological process: proteolysis. Gene Ontology annotation, molecular function: calcium-dependent cysteine-type endopeptidase activity; calcium ion binding.
AUGCCCUCCGGGGGCGCCGCGUGGGGUGGGGCCGCCCGGCCCUGCAACUCGAGCCGCUGCCCCGGGUUAAAAAUACCCCCGGCCCUGCCCUCCCCGCACCCCUCCCCCUCCCCCGCAGUGCCCUUCCGUCUGGGCGCCGGCGGCCCCUCCCGGGGGACAACUCCGCCUUUUACUAAUUUGUCCUCUCGCGGAGCUGGCCGCCGAGGGAGGGGCGGGGAGACACCGCUAGAGAGAUAGUCGCAGAAGGUGGCGGAGAGGAUGGCCGAGGAAAUCAUCACCCCGGUGUACUGCACGGGGGUGUCUGCACAAGUGCAGAAGCAGCGGGCCAAGGAGCUGGGCCUUGGCCGCCAUGAAAAUGCUAUCAAGUACAUGGGCCAGGAUUAUGAGCAGCUGCGGGCUCACUGUCUGCAGAGUGGGGUCCUCUUUCGUGAUGAGGCCUUCCCCCCGGUGCCCCAGAGCCUGGGCUACAAGGACCUGGGCCCCAACUCCUCCAAAACCUAUGGCAUCAAGUGGAAGCGUCCCACGGAGCUGUUCUCAAACCCCCAGUUCAUUGUGGAUGGAGCCACACGCACAGACAUCUGCCAGGGAGCACUGGGGGACUGUUGGCUCCUGGCUGCCAUUGCCUCCCUCACCCUUAAUGACACGCUUCUGCAUCGAGUGGUUCCACAUGGCCAAAGCUUCCAGAAUGGCUAUGCCGGCAUCUUUCAUUUCCAGCUGUGGCAGUUUGGGGAAUGGGUAGAUGUGGUCGUGGAUGACCUACUGCCCAUCAAGGACGGGAAGCUGGUGUUUGUGCACUCCGCCCAAGGCAAUGAGUUCUGGAGCGCCCUGCUCGAGAAGGCCUAUGCCAAGGUGAAUGGCAGCUACGAGGCCCUCUCCGGGGGCAGCACUUCGGAGGGCUUUGAGGACUUCACAGGCGGAGUCACUGAGUGGUAUGAGCUGCGCAAGGCACCCAGCGACCUCUACCAGAUCAUCCUCAAGGCGCUCGAGCGAGGUUCCCUCCUGGGCUGCUCCAUCGACAUCUCCAGUGUCCUGGACAUGGAGGCCAUCACCUUCAAGAAGCUGGUGAAGGGCCACGCCUACUCUGUGACGGGGGCCAAGCAGGUGAACUACCAGGGCCAGAUGGUGAGCCUGAUCCGGAUGCGGAAUCCCUGGGGCGAGGUGGAGUGGACGGGAGCCUGGAGCGACGGCUCCUCGGAGUGGAACAACGUGGACCCUUACGAGCGGGAGCAGCUCCGGAUCAAGAUGGAGGAUGGAGAGUUCUGGAUGUCCUUCCGAGACUUCUUGCGUGAGUUCUCCCGCCUGGAGAUCUGCAACCUGACGCCCGACGCGCUCAAGAGCCGGUCCAUCCGCAAAUGGAACACCACGCUCUACGAGGGCACCUGGCGGCGGGGGAGCACCGCAGGGGGCUGCCGGAACUACCCAGCCACCUUCUGGGUCAAUCCCCAGUUCAAGAUCCGACUGGAGGAGGCGGACGACGCGGACGACGACUACUACGGGGGUCGAGAAUCAGGCUGCAGCUUCGUGCUAGCCCUCAUGCAGAAGCACCGCCGCCGCGAGCGCCGUUUUGGCCGCGACAUGGAGACCAUCGGCUUCGCUGUCUACGAGGUUCCUCCGGAGCUGGUGGGCCAGCCGGCCGUGCACCUGAAGCGGGACUUCUUCCUGGCCAACUCGUCGCGGGCGCGCUCGGAGCAGUUCAUCAACCUGCGGGAGGUCAGCACCCGCUUCCGCUUGCCGCCCGGGGAGUACGUGGUGGUGCCCUCCACCUUCGAGCCCAACAAAGAGGGUGACUUCGUGCUACGCUUCUUCUCGGAGAAGAAGGCCGGGACCGAGGAGCUGGACGACCAGAUCCAGGCCAAUCUCCCUGAUGAGCAAGUGCUCUCAGAAGAGGAGAUUGAUGAGAACUUCAAGGCCCUCUUCAGGCAGCUGGCAGGGGAGGACAUGGAGAUCAGCGUCAAGGAACUGCGGACCAUCCUCAACAGGAUCAUCAGCAAACACAAGGACCUGCGGACAAAGGGCUUCAGCCUGGAGUCGUGCCGCAGCAUGGUGAACCUCAUGGACCGGGACGGCAACGGGAAGCUGGGCCUGGUGGAGUUCAACAUCCUGUGGAACCGCAUCCGGAAUUACCUGGCCAUCUUCCGGAAGUUUGACUUGGACAAGUCGGGCAGCAUGAGUGCCUACGAGAUGCGGAUGGCCAUCGAGUCUGCGGGCUUCAAGCUCAACAAGAAGCUGUACGAACUCAUUAUCACCCGCUACUCGGAGCCCGACCUGGCCGUGGACUUUGACAACUUCGUGUGCUGCCUGGUGCGGCUGGAGACCAUGUUCCGGUUUUUCAAAACUCUGGACACAGAUCUGGACGGGGUGGUGACCUUUGACUUGUUUAAGUGGUUACAGCUGACCAUGUUUGCAUGAGGCAGGGGCUCCGGUCCCCUUGCCGUGCUCCUCUCCCUCGUCUGCCAAGCCAUGCCUUCCCGCCAUGCCGCACCGGGCCACACCAGCUGCAAGUGCCUUCCUUGGAGCAGGAGGCGGCCUUGUCCUCCUGUCCCCUCACCUCCCAGCUGCCACGGUUCCUCUGCUCUGCGCAGAGCCGUGUGGCCUUCCCUGCCUUCGCCAGUCACGGGCUCAGAUGGACUCCCCCCCUCCCCCCGCUCCUCCCGUCGCCAAACGAGGAAGGCCACUUUCGCUUGUUCCUGCCUCGGGAUGAGGCUGCCAGGGGAGCUGACGGCCCCCGGCCUCCGAGCAUCCUGACGUGUCCUGUCCCCUCGCUGCAGCCAGAGGGCACCCGCCCAGCCUACCCAGCGGCCUCACCUGCAGACUUUACACCAUAACCACUAACUCUGCACAGUCUGCCGUCUAGAUGUGCAGAAGCCCUUCCCAGCCGAGGCCUCUUCCUGGGGCUGGGAAUGCCUGUUCUCCCCCGUGCAGAAGCCAGUGCCCCUCACCUCCGUGGCCUGCCCCCCCAGCCCUGCCCCACCUGCCGACCAGGAGUCACCUGGACUGAGGGGUGGUCAGGCGCUCCCUCCCUCGCUCCCUCCUUUUUUAUAUCGGUGAUUUUACAGGGGACUCUUCAGGGACCGGUGUACCAGUAACGGGGGUGCCAGAGGCACCUGGGUGUGGGGUGGGGGUGGGGUCUCGGGUUUCCAUGCAGAGAGACCCCAAACAAUAAAGGAAAAGGCCCCA